AAAAACCUUGAAGAGGCAGGUCGCUCAACAUCAGAGGCGCUCAGGAGUCUGUGUACAAUAUGCGACUCGUUUAUCCAAAUCUAAGGCACUGCGUGGCCCAGACCUGGACCUCAACUGCAAAGCUUUAUGCACGUGGUCCAAGGAGCGGCUGGAGAUGCCACCUUCUCCAUUUCUCCACCUGCCUGACAGUGAGUCUCGCCUUCAGCUUCCUCCUCUUCCUCAGCCUGCGGUUCUCCCUGAAAUACGACCCAACCGUGUCUGGCAGCAUCACGGUCGCCUGUGUGGUCAUAUCGACCGUGGCCCUGUUUGUUUCCAAGCGGGUUCGCUGCUUUGUGUUCCUGUUCCUGAUCUCCUGUGGCUUGAAGCAGGGAAGGAACCUGCUCAUAACGGCUGGCACUAGCUUGGUGAUCUUCUGGAAUGUCCAGAAUACGUUCAACAACCUCAAAGAGCUGGCCAUGAGCUUGAUAUGCAACCUGGAGAAAAAGAGGGUCACUUUCGACCUCACGCCUCUCAGCAAUUACAUUGAAAUGCUGAGAUGGGUUGGCGGACAACUCCGCUUUCCAGACUUCAGAGUGUUCAGAUUCAACACGAGCUUUCAAGUGAGAUCCAAGGUUAUCUCUGAAGAACUCGCAGAGAGAUUGCAACAGGGUGGGACAUUGUUGAAUGCAACCGCCAACGAUAUUCGCACGGCUAUGGAGACCUUAUCAUCCAUAGGUCAGAAGGUGUCUCCUCUCUUGGGUGUCAUCCUGGUGUCCAUCGUCACGAUCCUAUACCUGAGACAGUACCACCGCAACAAGAAGUUUGAGAACGUGUUCAUCACCGACCUCUUCGUCCAGUACGACGAGAGCCAGAGGGCCAACGGAAGACCCCACGUCCUGCCUCUGACGGAGAAAGAGACCAAGCGCUACGCUCACGUUCCCUCAACCAGACUCUCAGUUCGGGAAGCAAAGGGCAUGCUGAAGUUCUGCCUUCCCAUUCUGAGCACCUUCCUAACGUGGGUUCUGUUCAUUGGCGUCGACACCCUCUUCUACUUGCUCAUUAAGAUAAUAAGUGUGCGUCUCGAGGAACUGGAGCCGUUUCACGUGCCCCUGGUGAUGAAAAUCACGGAAGGCCAGACCUUCAUUGGUGUCAAUAUCAAUGAGCAGAACAGAACGAGGGACUUUUCCUACUCGAUGGCUCUUUUCGAGAAGGAGUGCCUUCCCAAGCCCACCUUGCUGAUCCACAAGUCGGCGCCGUCGCUGUCCGUCAUCCUGCUCGUUCUGACCGCCCUGGGCUUGCUUUCAUCCAAGCUCCUCCAGCUCCGGCUCCUGGUGUCUGCUGAGUUCUGGCCCCAAACCGCAGGCGUCAGGGUCCAGUACCUUCAUGACAAAAUUUUGCGGAAAAGGUUGAAGAUGAAGGUGAAGGCCCACAAAGGCAACCUGGUGACACUUUUGAAAAAGGUUUGGCAAUUUCAUUGA
Messenger RNA from Scleropages formosus (Asian bonytongue), 1457 nucleotides. It is a transcript of the gene dcstamp, whose product is annotated as dendrocyte expressed seven transmembrane protein. Bases 60 to 1457 code for a protein of 465 amino acids. The transcript has 3 exons. The record is from RefSeq and is a predicted model, not a curated record. Lineage: Eukaryota; Metazoa; Chordata; Actinopteri; Osteoglossiformes; Osteoglossidae. Gene Ontology annotation, cellular component: membrane.